ACUGGAAAUAAAAAAAUAAAAAAGGCAAGUACAUGAAUUGAAAAAAAAUUAAAAAAAAAGGGCUUUCCCCUUCAUUCACACAGAGAGGCAGACACAAGUGAAGAAGGAAAGAUGAGAGGACCUACGUACUUCGAAAACUGACUUCUCUAAUCUCUUUGGUCUUUCUCGCAUCUGGGUUUUUCAUUUCAGUCCCAAAGUUUCUGUCUUUAAGAUUGUUGUUUGGAGGUGUUGAUCAUGGCCUUUAAGCCUUAUUUUCAAAGAGGUUACCGAGCCAAUUGUAUCAACAUUGAAGAUAUUCAGUUGAAUACAAAUUGGGAAGAUGUGAUUUGUCCAAUAUGCUUGGAUUUCCCUCACAAUUGUGUUCUCCUCCAAUGCUCAUCUUAUCAUAAAGGGUGCCGACCAUUUGUGUGCGAUACUGACCACUUGCAUUCAAAUUGUCUGGAUCGUUUUAAAAAUGCCAGUGGUAUGCCAUCCCUUUCAACAUCCGAUUCAACUCCUUUGACAAAUACUCAGCCAACAGUAGCGGAUAGCAAUUGCAAACUAGCUUGUCCGUUGUGUCGAGGUGAAGUUACUGGGUGGGUUGUUAUUGAUAGGGCUCGUUUAGAUUUGGAUGAGAAAAAGCGUUGUUGCGCUGAAGAACAAUGUACAUUCACAGGAACAUAUUUUGAACUACAUGAACAUGCUCAAGUAGAACACCCACAUGCUCGCCCUUCAAAAAUUGACCCUGCUCGGCAGCUUGAUUGGGAAAAUUUUCAGCAGUCAUCUGAGAUAAUAGAUGUUCUGAGCACCAUACAUUCAGAAGUGCCACGCGGAGUUGUUUUAGGAGACUAUGUGAUUGAGUAUGGGGAUGAUGAUACUGGAGAUGAGUUUGAUGACUUCCCUAGGGUCAAAGGCAGCUGGUGGACUUCUUGUAUCUUGUAUAAGGUUUUUGAUAACUUCAGAAACUCAAGAAAUAGAAGAAGGGCAAGAGUAGCUGAUACAAGGAGAGGAAGUCGCCGCUCAAGUCACGAUACUUCGAAUUCUGAUGAGAGCUCUGUGGCAUCUGUCGACUUUGCAGAAUACAGAUUAGAUGAGACUGAUGAUGAGUUUGCAAGUUCAAGUGUGCCCUCUAGGGGUAGUUCUGGUCAUCGCAGAUCUCGAAGACACCACUCCCGCUUCUUUGACAGUUAGGUAUGGACUUGCUCAUGGAUCAAGCUUUGACAAUCAACAGUGGCCUUAGUACAAGUGAAGCAGAAUGCUAGUGAUUCCGCAGAUAAUUUCGGUUUCAUCCGAAGCUCAUCUUGUUGUAUAUGUAAUUAGAUUUGCUUGAUGGACAUGAAUUUUUGUAUUUGCCAUUUCCAGGUAUGGUGACUCCAUUUUUUCUUUUUAAUUUGAGAUUGAUUAUUAAUUUGCUUUAAUAGGACUUUGGGUGUCUUCACUGUAUAUUAUUUUCUGAAAUUGCUACCUUAUCUUUGAUCGACUCAAAUUCUGACCAACAUAAAUACGAAGCAUAUUUUCUGGCAGUU
Messenger RNA from Populus euphratica (Euphrates poplar), 1505 nucleotides. RefSeq lists its product as uncharacterized. The transcript is spliced from 4 exons. The record is from RefSeq and is a predicted model, not a curated record. Bases 235 to 1170 code for a protein of 311 amino acids. Lineage: Eukaryota; Viridiplantae; Streptophyta; Magnoliopsida; Malpighiales; Salicaceae.